This is a messenger RNA of Cheilinus undulatus (humphead wrasse), 2168 nucleotides long. RefSeq names its product secretory carrier membrane protein 3 (gene scamp3). The transcript has 9 exons. NCBI's taxonomy places the organism in Eukaryota, Metazoa, Chordata, Actinopteri, Labriformes, Labridae. The record is from RefSeq and is a predicted model, not a curated record. The coding region runs from base 374 to 1411 and encodes 345 amino acids. Gene Ontology annotation, cellular component: recycling endosome membrane; trans-Golgi network membrane. Gene Ontology annotation, biological process: protein transport.
UUCGGCUGCUUACUUCCUGUUGCUUGGUUGUUUUCCUGCCAGGAAAAAAAAUAACGGACCCUCUUUACUCUCCGGCGACACGACGCUAUUUCUAUCUGGACAUUUACAGUCAGUACUGGAGGGGGAUACUAUCGGUAACAUCGCUGUAUUAUUUAUUAAUUUGUUUUCUUAUUGGGAAAGAUGACUGAGGGGCGGGUAGCUAGCUGACUGGAUAAAUAGAACACACCGCCCCCCCUUACGGUUUAGAAAAUAAAACAAACGCAUCACUUUUAUCUUCUAACAGCUACAGUUAUCCUCACCGUGACAACCCGUUAACCGUUAGCAGUGGCUACAUGACGUUAGCCCUUAUUUCCUAAGCAGCCAAUUCAUCGUUAUGUCAAAGUACACAAGUUUCCCAGAGCCGAUGGAGGACCACAACCCUUUUCAGGACCCUGCAGUGACUCAACACAGCAGCAACACGGGAUAUGCCACACUGGAUCUAUACAACCCAUUUGAUAAUAACGCUACGACUACAGGGCCUCCCCCACAGUAUGAAGCCACCUCUCCCGCCGCUCCAUCUGCACCUGCACAGACCCCACCCAGCAGGACGACACCCACAGAGCCCCGCAACUAUGGCUCCUACACCUCUCAGCCUGCAGUGAAUGCAACCACAGCAGAGCUCCUUAGAAAGCAAGAGGAGCUAGAAAAGAAGGCCCGGGAGCUGGAGAGGAGAGAGAGGGAGCUGGAGUCACACAGCCUGGGACCUGGAGCCUCACGUCAGAAUAACUGGCCCCCGCUGCCAUCGUUCUGCCCCGUAGGCCCCUGUUUUUACCAGGACAUCAACGUGGAGAUCACGCAGCGUUUCCAACGCACAGUCACCAUCAUGUACUACUUCUGGAUGUUUGGCACAGGCGCACUGCUCUUCAACCUGGUCUCCUCUUUGGCCAUGUUCUGCGUGGAUCCUGCAGGAGGGGUUGGCCUGGGACUUGCCAUCCUCUGGGCCCUCCUCUUUACCCCCUGCUCUUUUGUCUGUUGGUACAGACCUGUGUACAAAGCCUUCAGGAGUGACAGCUCCUUCAAUUUCUUUGUCUUCUUUUUUGUUUUCUUUGCCCAAGUGGUGACCUGUGUCAUCAUGACCAUUGGGAUCCCUGGAUGGGGUUUCAGUGGUUGGAUCGUGAGCUUGGCUGCUCUGAAGAAAAGUGUCCCUGUUGGUGUGAUCAUGAUGAUAAAUGCUAUCCUCUUUACGGCCCAAACAGCCAUGGGGGUUUUCAUGCUGAAGAAGGUUCACAGUCUUUACAGGCAGACUGAUGCCAGUUUCCAGAAGGCCCAGGCCGAGUUCGCCACCGGAGUCAUGUCCAAUCAGGCCGUGCGCCAGGCCGCUGCUACAGCUGCCUCUACCGCUGCACAGGGCGCCUUCAAUGCACCUCGAUAGAGAGGGAGGAGAGGGGUAGGGAGGGUAAGAGGAGGAGGGCUAACUCAGCUUGAUAGAGGAUCAGUCUGGUAUCUAUUUCCCCACAGGUGAUUAGAAUUCGAUGGUGAGGGGCCUUUGUAAUCACCCCUAGAGCAGAUGAACUUCAGGGCAAGUGCAUGACACAGAGGUGGGGUUGUCUAUUUUAUAACUGUGUACAGGACAAGUUAGCUAUAUUGCCAAACCAUGAGUGAAAAAAACCUGGAGACAGACUAAGUGUUGAUAAAAAAAUAUGUAAAGCUGAAGGUGAAAACAAAUGGAUGCUGAAUCUGUGUGAAACAUAGUGCUGUUCGUAUCAGUGAAUGCAGGGAAAAUGCUUCUUUUUGUAUGAAAAAAAAAGCUGUGUGCCAAGUGAGGGACAGUCCUGGUUGGAUGUUUCCCCAUUUUAAAUAACUCCAUUGUACAUUAUGUUUUUGAGGAUCCUUGUUUGAAACAAAGUCUAAAGCUGAGCACUAAAAUGUUGCCAUUCUAACAUAGCUGAACAGCUUCACUUUUUCAUUGUUGCUUAAAUGUACAAUCUAACACAUUUUUUUGCUAUUAUUAUUUCCAACGAGAAUGCCUGUUUACACUAUUGCCAAAACCUCUCAUACUGUAAAGAUUAUGAUUAUGUGUUAUUUGGGUUAUUGACUAUCACUGUUUUGUUGGUGUUGAUUGUGGUUCUUAUGAUUACUACAGGUCACUGUCUUGGUUUUAAUAAAAAUAUAUUGCCAUGCUUACAGUC